UGGUGGGUUUUACUCGGCGUGUCCUCGGCCAGCAGGAAGGAGCGCAAACCUGUCGGAGGAGUUCACACCUGGGACACAGGACGCGUCUCGUGGGAUCCAGCGCCGCACUUUUCUAUGCGCGCGUGACAAUGUAGCGAUCUCUUUGCAGCAAACGUCUUCUUUUAGGAUCGGAAUACAGAAUGUAGUUUAUUCCAGGACACCCCAAAACGGCUUUUGUGAUUUUCAAGAUGCAGCCAUAAACUGUUUUUCGAGGUGAAGGAGUUUAUUUUUUUUCAGUCCAACUCUUCGUGCCGAGAUGGAAAGCAGCGCACCUUGAGCGACCGGACGAGAUGGGAAAAUGGGAGCUGACAAUGAACCCAGUGCAGGAGUGGGGAGAGGAGUUUGAGGACGGCGCGGUAUAUGGGGUCACCCUGCUCCGGGAGCCCGUCCCUUCCUCCCCCGACCCCAGUGAGGAGAGUGCGUGCUGCGCCUUCGUGCAGUACCGAACCUGCAAGGUGCGGCGUCUGAAGGCGGCUACCCUUGAGCUCCUGGUAAACCACCUCCUCGGCCCCGGCACUCAGGAGCAGGACUACAGCAGGAUCUUCCUUUCCACGUACAGAACCUUCACCGGUACCUCGAAGCUUAUAGAGCUCCUGUUCCAGAGAGACAACAUUGUCUCCGAUCUGGACAACAGUGAAUCCUACACGAGCCCUCUGUUGGCCUUUGUCCAGACAUGGUUGGAUGACUACUGUGAGGACUUCAGGGAUCCUCCUUUGCACCCGGCACUCAGGCUGCUGUUGGACCACCUUAGGAUCAGCUCCGCAGUUUACAACAAUAUGCGCAGUCAGCCCAACUUUAGCUCCUUGGCUGGGCAAGCUGAGGAACUGCUCAAGAGGUUACAGAUAGAAGCAGAAGUUGAGAAAAAUGUCCGUCCUGCACAGCAAGACAUGGAGCAAGAUGAGGAGGUUACUGAUGAUGAGGAUUCAGGAUUGGAAGUCUCUCAUGAUCCAGGAGGCAUCUUGGAUUUCCCUGCAUUAGCCAUUGCUGAACAGCUUACCCGAAAGGACUCUGCUCUGUUUGUCAAAGUGAUGCCAUACCAGUGUCUGGGCUGUGUGUGGUCAAAAAGAGACAAGAAGGAAAACAUGUCGCCAACCAUACGAGCCACCGUUACACAAUUCAACGACGUCACCAAGCAGGUCACCAUGUCCCUUCUCUGCCAGCCGGCAGACGCAACCUCCAGCCCCACCUCCUCCCGCCGGCCUCCCACUACACCCGCUCACAGGGCUCGCAUCAUAGAGAAGUGGAUCUGUGUAGCCCAGGAUUGUCGUCGGUUGAAGAACUUCUCCUCUCUCAAGGCGAUCCUGUCGGCCCUUCAGUCUAACGCAGUUUACAGGCUGAGGAAGACCUGGGCUGCUGUCAGCAGGGAUAGCAUAGCCGUGUUUGAUAACCUCUGGCAAACCUUCCCUGAUGAGAACUGUGUUCUGACCAACAGAGAGCUCCUGGUGGAGGACGGGGGCCAAGCAAACGUGGAUAAAACCUCGCCAAAGACAUCCAAGCGGUGUCCGAUCCAAAGACAGAUGAGCACCUGCAGCGGGGUGGUUCCAUACCUGGGGACAUAUCUGUCCGUCUUCAACAUGCUGGACACCGCGCACCCCGACACAGUGCGGGGCGGCCUCAUAAACUUUGAGAAGAGGAGGAAGGAGUUUGAGGUUCUGUCACAGAUCAGUGUGCUUCAGGCCUGCUGCUCCCAGUACAACCUGCCCCACAGCCCCGGAAUCGCUGCCUGGCUGCGGGGACACAAGCUGCUCAGCGACCAGGAGAGCUACGAACUGUCCAAACAGCUGGAGCCUCCCUUGGACUUGUGUUCUCCGACUCCCUGGAGCCACCGCGCUCUCUCAAAGAAGCUCUCCUCUCUUCUGACGGUGAGCGAUGGACCUAAAAAAGUCUGUGCGGACGAGAUCAGCGUUUCGUCCUCUGGAUCCAGCGGAUCCGAGACGGAGGAUCUGUCCUCCCUUAACGCGGCCUGCUCCAUCAGCGUGCAGUGCUUCCACAGCUCUUGCAACAAUGUGUCCGAAGCCUUCUGCUCCCCCUCGUCCUUCUCGGCAUCGUCCCCCUCCUGCUCCGCCGCCUCCUCCCCAGACUCCCCCAAUACUUCCAGCUCUUCCUCCUCCUCUUCCUCCUCCGCCUCCGCCUCCGCCUCCUCUCACCACAAGCGCUCGGCGUCCAUGACCUCGCUGCCCGUGUACAACCGUCAGGUGGCUGACUCCUGCAUCGUCCGGGUAAGCGUGGACCUGGGCCACAACAACGGCAACAUGUACAAAAGCAUCCUGUUGACCAGUCAGGACAAAACUGCGCAGGUGAUCGUAAGAGCGCUGGAGAAGCAUCACCUUGAGCACAUGAACUGGCAGGACUUCACUCUGACUCAGGUCAUCUCUACGGAACGAGAGUUGCUCAUACCCGACAAAGCCAACGUGUUCUAUGCCAUGUCCACGCUGGCCAACUUUGACUUUGUUUUGCGGAAGUUCCAUAAAGGCCAGAAGAAACCGCUGAGGGCCACGUCCAGUCUGGGGCGGUACGCAAAGUAGCACCUCUAGGCUACCGAUCCUGGAAGAUGAACUGAGCUGAUGGGACUCUCCUUGAAGAAUGGUCUUUGUUUUAAUGGUCCCUUUUAUGGAAGAAAAGAGCCUUCUCCAAGAUGGUUCAUCUUUGUUCAUUGGGAUACCGAAGAGGUAAAAAUGUGAUGUUUUUUAUGGUAAGAUAACGCAAAUGCACUUUAAGAAGAAAGUUCACCUCAACAGAAAAUGGAUGCUUGGAGAAACAUCUGGAUCAGACCAUUGGCAUGACCUGGUAGGAAUCCUAAAAAAAGUCAACCCAUUGCAUGAUCCCCCUCCGCCCCCCUCCCCCAGAAAUAUGUUCCCAAAUGCCUUUAAGUGCAUAGCGCUGCUAGAUGUCAACGCGUGUCUGCUUCGGUGACCUAACAUGAACGCUGAGAAAUGUCCGCCGAUGCAGCUGGGCGCCAAUAAUAACCUGUGUGUUAAAAAUAAAAAAAAACGCCAACGGUAAUGAACUCCUGGGCCUGACUGCCAGCCACUCUGGAGGUGAAGCGUGCCAUCUUGGAAGUGGGAGGGGACGCUGCCAACGGCGUGAUCCUCGUGUGAGGCGAGCAGCCCCGACUGGACGGGUGGCAUUCCUGUGUCGGGGUUACCAUGGCGGCGGCAGCAGCAGCAGAGACUUUUGAUGGACGGGACGGGAUGUUCAGAUGUCUCUAGAUAGCACAACAAUAAGGGGUGAACAGAGUCUAGAAAAAAUAAUAAUAAUAUAUUCUGUGGUUCAUUUGGACUGCGCCUUCAUUUGAUUCAACUGAUCAGUGGUGGUAAAAUCAUUUUAGAGAAGCCUUAUAUUCUGAGGAUAUUUUAAAUGUUAAUGACAUAUUUAAAAUUGCAAGAAUGCUUGUUGUUUAUGUUUUAUUACUGAAAUUGUAUUAAACAAAUAUGGUUUAGACUUGUAACUCCUGGAUGUAAUUUUAAAGUUUAGAUGUGAUCAUUUCAAUGACGUGAACUGACUCUCUGCUGAGACGGCAGAUAGGAUAACGUUCAGACAGCCGGCGCUUGCAAAGAGGAAGAGGUGCACGUCAAACGGACGCUGUCACGGAGCCUCGCUGAAAGGCGCAGCGUAAAGAAACAGACGUCACUUUGACCUCCUCUUCCUAAUUAGCUCAUGCAGAUCUGGGGCGUUGAAAGUGUUAAAAACGGUCUUUUAUUGCUCUUAAUCAAACUUAUGAUCAAGGAAUUAACUGUCACAGUUGUAAAACAAAGUGAAAUAAAUGGUUUAAUAACCUUUUCCGUCCUAGUUGACUGGUUUCUGCCAUGAAGCUCAAUGUAGCCUGUCAGAGGUUAAGCGUUUCCAUCGUGCAAUAUCAAAUUAUGUUAGCAUCAGUGUUGUGACAAGAAGUUUUUUUCUGUAUGUUAUGUUAUGUUAUGUUGACAUUGGGUUUUUUGUCAUAUGAGAGCUCAUGUUAUUUAUUUUUUUCUCCCAAAUGCCAACACAAUUUGUAACAGACCUGAAAUUAUUAAAUGAUGAAAUACAAUUUAAAAUAAAAUGCAUUGAAGAUAUUGUUAAAAAAAAACUGGUAAUAUAGUUGGAAAAUUAAGAUUCAUUUAGAUGCUUUUUCUGGAUUUUUUGAUCACUUCACGGCAUCUUUCAACUUUUUUUUUUUAAUGGAUUUGCUAAGUUGUAUUUGAUAUUUCAUGUCUAUUUGAUUAAUAAACAGCUUUACAUUU
Messenger RNA from Gasterosteus aculeatus aculeatus (three-spined stickleback), 4259 nucleotides. RefSeq names its product ral guanine nucleotide dissociation stimulator-like 3b (gene rgl3b). Gene Ontology annotation, molecular function: guanyl-nucleotide exchange factor activity. Gene Ontology annotation, cellular component: plasma membrane. Gene Ontology annotation, biological process: Ras protein signal transduction. The record is from RefSeq and is a predicted model, not a curated record. Lineage: Eukaryota; Metazoa; Chordata; Actinopteri; Perciformes; Gasterosteidae.